Klebsormidium nitens is the source of this 2339-nucleotide messenger RNA. NCBI's taxonomy places the organism in Eukaryota, Viridiplantae, Streptophyta, Klebsormidiophyceae, Klebsormidiales, Klebsormidiaceae. The record is from the annotation of a GenBank genome assembly.
CAACAAUAAUACGAAGUGUCCAAUGGCAAUGGCACCCUUGUGGUGCAAAAGCAGCAGGCAAGGCAAGGAGGUUUAGACAGUGGAAGAUCAGCGUGUUCUUGCAGAAUUGUAGAGACUAACGGAGGAAACUUUGCGAACACUUACAGUGAAUGGUGGUGCAGAUCGUGAGUUCCUUUUAGGGUUUCGUGCAAGGAACCACCCAGAACGAAGUCUUACUCUUGAGCCCAGGUUGCACAAGUGGAGCGCCCAGCUUGCCGACUGCCUGCUGCACUCAAUGCGAAGGUCCUCUGAUCCUGUUACUCCAAGUUUGUCACCCACCGUAAACAUCGCUUAGAGAAAACCAUGGCAAGGCCAAGCAGUAGGCUGAACCCACAGUCUUGAAACCCGAGCUUUCUGCCAGAGGAGAGCCAAGACCCAAGUUGGAGAAAGGGUUUGCUGUCACCAAGGUCAAGAAACCCUGUUCUCUCAGCACUAGUGCGGCAGUACAAAGGUGACUUUGCUUGCCGGGCCCCCCCAGUUGUGAGCAUGGCGGGGCUGCCCCCCAAGCGGGCCCCCUCCCCGACCUCCAGCCCCGUGCUGGCCCCCCUGCAAACUAGCCGGCAGACGCUGAUUGAAGACUCGGGGGGCGCACAUAUGUCGGGCUUUCAUCCGUCCACCCCCGUCACGUCGCCCUCAAAGAAUCCGCUAGAUCAGCUGCUCACACCCCGCAGCAGCUCAUUCCGGAGGAGAAACUCCACAGGGGGACCGCCGAGGGAGCCAUUUUUGAUAGGUGUCGCUGGCGGGACUGCGUCUGGCAAGACCACCGUGUGCGACCAGAUCAUCCAGCGGCUGCACGACCAGCGCGUGGUGCUCGUGUCGCAGGACAGCUUCUACAAGGGGCUCACCCCCGAGGAGCACCACCGCGUGGCCGAGUACAACUUUGACCACCCAGAUGCUUUCGACUCAGAGGCGAUCAUCAGCUGCUUGGAGACGCUUAGAAAAGGGAAAGCCGUGGACAUCCCGAUCUACGAUUUUGUUACGCACCAGCGAUCAACGGAGGUCCGAAAGCGCAACGCGGCGGACGUGAUCAUCAUGGAGGGCAUCCUGGUGUUCCACGAGCCGCGCGUGCGCAACAUGUUCAACAUGAAGAUCUUUGUCGACACCGACGCGGACGUGCGGCUGGCGCGACGCAUCCGGCGCGACACUUUGGAGCGCGGCCGUGACGUGGCAGGCGUGAUCGAGCAGUACGCCAAGUUCGUGAAGCCGGCCUUCGACGACUUCGUGCUGCCUACCAAGAAGUACGCUGACGUCAUCAUUCCCCGUGGUGGGGAUAACCACGUUGCGAUCGACCUGAUCGGGCAGCACAUCCAGGCCAAGCUGGGGACGCACGACCUGCGCAAGAUCUACCCCAACCUCUACAUCGUCCCCUCCACCUUCCAGAUCCGCGGCAUGCACACCCUGAUCCGUGACCGGCACACGACGAAGCACGACUUCGUGUUUUACGCGGACCGCCUGAUCCGCCUCGUCGUGGAGCACGGCCUGGGCCACCUGCCCUUCACCGAGAAACAGGUCGUCACGCCCACCGGCGAAACGUAUGUCGGGGUGGACUUUGCAAAACGACUUUGUGGGGUGUCCAUCAUUCGAAGCGGGGAGAGCAUGGAAAACGCUUUGCGCGCGUGCUGUAAAGGGGUCAAGAUUGGCAAGAUCUUGAUACACCGAGAGGGGGACAACGGCAAGCAGCUCAUCUACGAGAAGUUACCCACCGACAUCGCUGAGCGGCACGUGCUGCUGAUGGACCCCAUUCUGGGGACGGGCAACUGCGCGUCGUACGCCAUCGAGCUGCUGCUCAAAAAGGGGGUCCCGCAGGAAAAGAUCGUCUUCCUCACCCUCAUCUCGGCUCCCGACGGCGUCCAUAAGCUGUGCACGUCCUUCCCCUCUCUAAAACUAGUAACAUCGGAGAUUGAUGCCGGAUUGAACGACGACUGGCGGGUAGUGCCCGGGGUGGGAGAGUUCGGGGACCGAUACUUUGGCACAGACGACGAUCCGGUGCCAACGCCCGUCCAAGGGAAUGCGUUGGUUAUUUGAGGGACAUGAGACUAGAAAUGGUUCUAAAGCACGCGCUCAACGCACGGACUUGCAAUGAAAGGUGACACAGCGUAGUAGAUUGACAUUGAAUCUGUCCAGUUGAUGUUGUUUCUGACGCCACCUAUAGGGAGUCGCUCGUAAAUAUAAUUUGCAUGCCAUGUGUCUAAUGUCUAACGGCCUGGCCCCGAGGUAUCAUUAGUAAUGUUGGGCUAACUUAGAAAGUUAAUACGUCUUGGUCGCAACGAUUCAGUGAACUAUCAUGCUUCAAACUUGCC